CAGAGGCGCGCGCAGAGACGAAAGCAAGAAAUUAAGCUGUAAAGGGAGAGGCGGUAGUCUAGAUUCUAGAGGACAUGGCGGCACUCGUCACUCCAGCUGCUUCGGUGGUGUCCGAGCUGGUGGUGCGGGGCCGGGAGUCCGCCGCCGUCCUCGAGGCCCUGCUCCAGGGGGGCUCGCCGCAGGAGCACGGCGGGAUCCGGGAGCUCGCCGCGGAGAUCCUUCUCUGUUGCGACCGCGCCCUCGCCGCGCUCCACGGUCGCGACGGCGUCCAUGCGGUCGCGCUCGCCAGCAGGAAGCGCAGGUCGUCGGAGCCCGACGGCGCAGCCUCUCAGACGAGGCCGAAAAGAAGGAUGCGCGCGAGCAGCGGAUCGACGGCGACGAGGGUCGAGAAGCGAUCGACGGCGGAGGACGGGCACAUAUGGAGGAAGUACGGGCAGAAGGAGAUCACGCACAGCAAGCACCCGAGGCUCUAUUUCAGGUGCUCCUACAAGCACGACAUCGGCUGCCCGGCGACGAGGCAGGUCCAGCAGUCGGACGACGACCUCUCCCUCUACGUCAUCACCUACUUCGGCGACCACACCUGCUGCCACGGCGACGAAGCCGUCGCCGCCGCAGAGGAAAAGGACGUCAAGAUGCAGCCGUUCGUCAUCAACUUCGGGAUCGGGUCGGCCACAGAGAGCAGCACCAGCGGCUCGCCUUGGCAAAACUCUGAUGACGGUGAUGGCCGGAGCGAGAUCCCACGCUCGUCGCACGCCGUAUGCUUGCCGGAGGGAGGAGAAGCAGAUGAACUACGACUGAAGGUGACCAAAGUUGAGACAACUUCGUUAGGCUCGCAGCCAGCGAGCCCGGCGGCGGCAGAGCUGAGCUCGUCACCCGACGUUUCCUGUGCUUCCCCAGCAUGGGAUCCUUUAUCCAGCUGCUGGGAGUGGGAUCAAUUCGUCGAGAGCUCAUUCGAUUUCGUUAGUAGAUUCAUCGAUUUCGAUGACUUUGCUUUGUACCAAUAGCAUGGUGAAUUUCCUCCGUGUGAUGGUUAUAGCUAGAUGGUCAACUUAAUUUUGUGAGGGAUAUGGAUUUCUUCUACUAUGGCGUUCUUUGCACUAGCGAUGAGCGCACGCAUGAAAGCAAGUGUGUAACAUAUACUCCCUCCGUUUAGAAUUACUUGUCCCGAAAAUGAAGGUAUCUAGACGUAUUUUAAGUUCUAGAUACAUCCA
Molecule: messenger RNA, 1211 nt
Organism: Triticum dicoccoides
Lineage: Eukaryota; Viridiplantae; Streptophyta; Magnoliopsida; Poales; Poaceae
Product: probable WRKY transcription factor 70
Exons: 2
Coding region: 75-1004 (309 amino acids)
Biological process (GO): regulation of DNA-templated transcription
Molecular function (GO): sequence-specific DNA binding; DNA-binding transcription factor activity
Source: RefSeq, a predicted model, not a curated record